Messenger RNA from Chaetomium strumarium, 621 nucleotides. Its product is annotated as ras family-domain-containing protein. Bases 1 to 621 code for a protein of 206 amino acids. The record is from RefSeq and is a predicted model, not a curated record. Gene Ontology annotation, biological process: protein localization to plasma membrane; protein secretion; regulation of exocytosis. The transcript has 3 exons. Lineage: Eukaryota; Fungi; Ascomycota; Sordariomycetes; Sordariales; Chaetomiaceae. Gene Ontology annotation, cellular component: endosome; plasma membrane. Gene Ontology annotation, molecular function: GTPase activity; GTP binding.
AUGUCGUCAAACAAUAGAAACUACGAUUUUCUGAUCAAGCUGCUGUUGAUCGGUGACUCGGGCGUAGGCAAGUCGUGCUGCUUGCUACGCUUCAGCGAGGACUCGUUCACGCCAUCGUUCAUCACGACUAUCGGCAUCGACUUCAAGAUACGGACAAUCGAGCUCGAUGGCAAGCGGGUGAAGCUACAGAUCUGGGAUACAGCCGGGCAGGAGCGGUUCCGGACGAUCACAACAGCGUACUACAGAGGCGCAAUGGGGAUUCUGCUGGUCUACGACGUGACCGACGAGAGGUCGUUUAACAAUAUCCGGACGUGGUUCGCAAAUGUGGAGCAGCAUGCGACAGAGGGCGUGAACAAGAUCCUCAUCGGCAACAAGUGCGACUGGGAGGAGAAGCGGGUCGUGUCGACGGAACGGGGGCAGCAAUUGGCUGAUGAGCUCGGCAUUCCGUUCCUCGAAGUGUCAGCCAAGACCAACACCAACAUCGACAAAGCAUUCUAUAGCCUCGCGGCCGACAUCAAGAAGCGCAUCAUCGACACGUCGAAGCCCGAACAGGCUGGUGCCGGGCCGGCGGUGAACGUCGCUGAGCAAGGAGGAGCUGGGGCUGGAGGGAAGUGCUGCUAA